AUGGUGGUGCCAUCUUGCUGGAACCAUGCAACUGCAAAGGCCAUCCUCUUUAAAAGCUUCACCUUGGUGGCAGCCUGGAACUCUGCUGCUACGCAAGACAACUUUUAUACCUUCCAGGAGUUCUACACAGAUGCGCAAUAUGGUGCCGACUUUGGGUACUACUCCACAGGCAGAAUUCUUCACCAACCAUCUGCCCAGGAUCCAUCUGGAUCUACGUACUUCAACUCAUACACCACCCAGCCAAUGUCGUUGAGCCCUUUCUUCGGGCAAUUGGUGUGUGAUCGCAUCGUGAGCAUGUGGAACGCAAUGGGGCGGCCGCAACCUUUCUUCAUCAUCGAAUUUGGAGGUGGCACAGGUGUCCUGGCCCGAGACAUUCUCCAUCAUGCGCGCAAUGAACAUGCUCAAUUUUUUAGCUCCCUUCAGAAGUAUGUCAUCGGCGAGCGCUCGCCGGCCCUUCAGGCAGCACAGAGGAAAACUGCUGCGGAAUUUGUCCCCAGCAAACUUCGAAUCUCCGAUGCGGACGCCCGAACAGCUUCUGGUCUGCGGCAGCAACUGUUAGAGGAAGCAGAUGGCAUUUUGUAUUCGGUGGUGCUCUCCAACGAGCUUUUGGAUGAGUUUGAUCCAGUGCGUUUGCGCUUGUCUUGGCACGCAGGCAAUCCCCCGGAUGUGGAGCGCUGCAAGCUUUGUUCUGCCUACCGGGAGGCCCAUGUGCUCCACCGAAUUGACGAGAAAGCCUUGUAUGCCUUGCUUGGUGAGGAUGAUACCAACUCUAAGAGCCUAUUGGAGUCCAUCAGAUGGGAAGGCAAAUCUUUGCCUUGCGGCCUGCUGGACACCCAACUGCUGCAGCGCCAGGUGGUUGAAAGACUGUCUGCUUAUCUCACCGAAAAAGAGAUGAAGCGCUGCAGCCCGAUGCAGCUCUGUUGCACCGCACUCCUCUUGGCCGUAGACAGCCUCAUGCAGGAUGACCACUCUUCUAUUCAAAUGGGUAAGUUGGCAGCGAGCAACCAGAUUUUACAGCGCUAUCGGCAGCAGCUGGCAAGAACCAACGGGACGGUGCUCCUCAGCAAGCAUCGCUACAGACAGUUAAGACGUAUUGCCUUGGAGGAGGGGCUGGACACCGAGCAGGCGCUGCUAUUAGGUGGCCCGGAGCUUCCUGGUCGGAUCUACAGCGACGAAGUUUACUUCGCACUUAGCCCCGCAAGGUGCCAAGAGCUGGAAUCCUGGCGGCAUCGCCAUGCGGAACGCCUGGCUCUCGCUGCAAGGGUACGGAGCGCUGUUGCCCAUGUCUAUGAUCUCCGGCAUGCUGCCCACCGGAGGGGCGAGGGGACACUACAAUUGAAAGUCUUGGUGCAACCUGGCCAUGCACAAUUUGUACGCGAGGCUAGCGAGCUUGUCGAUGAAGGGUUCAUGAUAUCAAUUGAUUAUGGUGCCGAUGCCGAUGCUUUGGUAUGGCAUGCCUUGGUGCGCCCCAAUCACGAAGGCAUCCACAUCAUGGAUGCACGCCAAGCAACUUCUCAAUGUGCCGGAUCCUAUUUGGCUUGCCCUGGCUUGCAGGACAUUACAAUGACGGUGGAUUUUACCGAAGCUGCUGGUGCUGGCAGAGUGGCCGGUUGGAAGACUGCUGCCUAUGCGCCUAUUUUUCAUUUAGAGUUUGCAUAUGACCAAUGGCUUCCUCGGCCUGUGGCCAGCCUCUUGGAGCGGGCCGGUGGUCCACGGACCGUUGGCCUACAUGCUUGGUAUCGUCACUCCAAUGAAGAUGCCUGGUCAUCCUUCAAGGUCUUAGUGCUGCACCGGGGUUCGUUGGGCAGCAAUUGGACCUUGGGAGCCCCAGACCUCAGCUGGACAUUGCAGGCCCCUCCGCGCUUUGCUGAGGCACCAUUCCCAUGUUGGAAGACUGAUAUGACAAAGCCAGCCAUGGCAGCUCUCAUUAGCCACAAGGCCCGAUCUACAGCGCCAGAGGCACUUGAGAAAUCCUUUCGUGAGUGGCUAGGAGAUCUAAGGGUGCUGCAGGAGGCAGUGGAUCAGCAAUACAGCUGGCAGCGCCAGUCCUACAGAGACCUACAUUUGGCACAGAUUCUCACCGACCUAUUCCUGUUCUUUGCCCGUGGUCAAGUGCUGUCAGAUCAAGGGGUCAAAGAUUGUGUGAUGCCAGCGGCCCAUGUAGGAAGGGCAUGGUUAGAGGAGGUGAGGAUGUUGGCCACUUCACGGCGUUUGCCUGAGAUGCAUGGUGAUGUGAUGUUCAAUCGGGUCUUCGGUGCACUGGCGCAAUAUGUGCAUGGCAACGCUACCAAUCCGAAGGCAGAGCCCUACGAGUGCAUUGUGCCUGCCAUGAUCCACAGCUUCUGCCGGCAAGCAGUAGCAUAA
Messenger RNA from Cladocopium goreaui, 2364 nucleotides. The record is from the annotation of a GenBank genome assembly. NCBI's taxonomy places the organism in Eukaryota, Dinophyceae, Suessiales, Symbiodiniaceae.